This is a messenger RNA of Ictalurus punctatus (channel catfish), 1199 nucleotides long. RefSeq names its product transmembrane protein 182b (gene tmem182b). Bases 22 to 813 code for a protein of 263 amino acids. The record is from RefSeq and is a predicted model, not a curated record. The transcript has 5 exons. Lineage: Eukaryota; Metazoa; Chordata; Actinopteri; Siluriformes; Ictaluridae. Gene Ontology annotation, cellular component: membrane.
GACUGUCUGAGUUCUUUCGUUAUGCGGUUAGCAGUGCUUCAGUUUAUGGCUGGCUUCUGUGGAGCUCUGGGCUCCUUGUUUUUUCUGCUUUCUCUCGGUACAGACUACUGGCUCUUAUCCCUGGAGUCUUGUGAUCCACAGGACAAAAACACCGAAAAACUAAGAAGAGUCACCAGAAAGGAUGGCCUAAAGGAAGACCCAAAUGAUAGUAAAAACACAGUCUUGUCCUACCAUGAAGGGAUUUUUUGGAGAUGCUCCUAUAGAACAGACAGAGAGGAGCAGAGCAUACUGGAUUUCUGGAUCACCAACCAACCAACAGAGAAGAUUUGCAUGCCUGUCUACCUUUCCCAUGAUCCUCUACCUGAGAAAAGAAGAAACACUUUAAAUGCAGUGCAUAGGACUUUUUGGUGUAUUAUGUCUAUCCUGGGAUUCACCAUGGUUAUGAUUGGUGUGUUUGUCACCGUCUGCGCUGUCCCACGAGCCAACCGUCGCCUUUAUGAAGCUGGAGGUGCUCUUUUCAUAACUGGUGGAUUCUUGCUUUUGGUCGUGGUGGUGACAUUUGCAGUAUGGGUGCAGGUCUCAGGUUCUCUGGAGCAUUACAUCCUCCAGCGCAGGUCCUCCAUGUGCUCGGACCUGCACCUCAAUCUGUAUUACGGUCCAUCCUUCAUGUUGGCGCCCCCUGCCUCCUUCUUCAGCAUCCUUUGUGGCAUCUUCCUUCUUCUCACACAGACUGCCUCAGGAACAGUGUCAGCAAAUGCAGCAAACAAACCCCCAUCUGUACAGAAGGAACUGGAUGCGUGCAUUCUGGGGUAGCAAAAACUGCCAUUUUAAAAAUGUUAUUUUAUUUGUCCUUUAUUUAUCCAGGAAGGUCCCACUGAGAUACAAGAUCUCUUAUUCCAGCGAGUCCUGGUCAAGACGGCAGCACAAAUAGUUUCACAUAGAAGAGACAAUUUUACACAUUAAAAACAUAUACCCUUGCUGAGCAGCAAGGACAAUUAUGCUUUUCUACUGGUUUGCAUUUACUGAUACUCACUCUGAAGGGAACUUUCAUUGGAAAUGACUUAACUCUCUGUAUGAGGACAACAGUCAUGUUGUUGUGGUUCAGUGUGAGUAGGAAGCCAGUCAUAAAUAUAGAGUAGACUGGACAGCUGUAGAGGACAACCACAAGCAUAUUGUAAAUAAAAGUUGAUUACAAUGUU